GCUCCUCUGCAGGUCCUGUACCUGUGGCCCCCAGUCCUUCCACCCCACCUGUCUCCUGCUGCUCUCUGGGGAGCCCCUUUCCCUGUGUUCAUGGCCCUGUCCCCGCAAGGGACCCUGAGCGUGGAGACCCUGGACGACUCAGACCCUGACCCGCCAGAGGGGAGCUCCUUCCUGGAGCCAGAGGCAGAGCACCACACGGACAUCAUCCUGCUGGGCUCCAGUGAGCCUUCCGAGCUGUCGUCCCCCGCUUCCCCAGGGCCCAGCAGAGAGCUCAUUGCGUAUGAAGUCAAGGUCAACGAGAGGAACAUAGAAGACAUCUGCAUCUGCUGUGGAAGUUUCCAGGUGCACACGCAGCACCCUUUGUUUGAGGGAGGGAUGUGCGCUCCGUGCAAGGACAAGUUCCUGGGCCGCCUGUUCCUGUAUGACGAUGACGGGUACCAGUCCUACUGCUCCGUCUGCUGCUCCGGGGACACGCUGCUCAUCUGUGAGAACCCCGACUGCACCCGGUGCUACUGCUUCGAGUGCAUGGACACACUGGUGGGCCCCGGGACCUCGGGGAGAGUCCAGGCCGUGAGCAACUGGGUGUGCUUCCUGUGUCUGCCCUUUCCCCGCAGCGGCCUCCUGCGGCGUCGCAAGAAGUGGCGGGGCUGGCUGAAGGCCUUCUGCGACGGCGAGUCGGAGAACACGCUGGAGACCUACAAAACGGUGCCCGUGUGGAAGAGGGAGCCGGUCCGGGUGCUGUCCCUGUUUGGGGACAUCAGGAACGAACUAACGAGUCUGGGCUUCUUGGAACCUGGUUCUGACCCAGGAAGACUGAAACACUUAGACGACGCCACCGAUGUAGUGAGGAGGGACGUGGAAGGAUGGGGCCCGUUCGACCUCGUGUACGGCUCCACGCCCCCCGUCGGCCACGCCUGUGACCAUCCUCCGGUGUGGUACCUGCUCCAGUUCCACCGCGUCCUGCAGUACGCGAGGCCCCGGCCGGCCCGCCAGCAGCCCUUCUUCUGGAUGUUCGUGGACAAUCUGGUGCUGACCCAAGAGGACCGGACCGUAGCCACUCGCUUCCUGGAGGCCGACCCCGUGACCAUCCAGGACAUCUGUGGCAGAACCAUCCAGAACGUGAACGCGGUGCACGUGUGGAGCAACAUCCCGGCCGUGAGAAGGUGCUCCCGGCGCGUCCCAGGGCCUUGGGGCGCUUGCAGUGGGGGUGGGGACGCCGGCCCAGCAUCAGCGAAGUCUGGGAACACGGAGUUUUCUAGACGGAGCCAUGCCCGGGCAGCCUCCGUGCCCAGGUCAGGGGCUGUGUCCGGUGUGCCUCUUUUCCGCCAGAUUCUGGGCUUGAUCCAGGUCAGGAAUGCCCGCUCCCACUUUGGGGACCUUUCCCCAGCCUCUUGCAUCAAGGCUGCCUGAGGCUGUCCCCUCAGGACUUUGCAGGGCCUCCCUGGGUCCUGAGAAGAAAGUCAACUCCCGGAUACCCGUCACCUGGCCCUGGAAACCACCCAGCCUUCUGGAGCUCUGCCCCGCCCUGCCCUGCACACAUGCACACCCACUCCCACCCACCUGCUCACACUCAUUCACACACACAGGCUCACACACACUGUCACACACAAGCUCACUCACAGUACAUUUCUGGCCUGUACGAACCACUGAAACACACCAGGCCUUGGGCCCUUCUCUGUUGCCAGAACAUUCCUGGGACCGUUCAUUCUCGUGAGCAUCCA
Molecule: messenger RNA, 1721 nt
Organism: Felis catus (domestic cat)
Lineage: Eukaryota; Metazoa; Chordata; Mammalia; Carnivora; Felidae
Gene: DNMT3L
Product: DNA methyltransferase 3 like
Exons: 11
Coding region: 91-1410 (439 amino acids)
Biological process (GO): negative regulation of transcription by RNA polymerase II
Cellular component (GO): nucleus
Molecular function (GO): DNA binding; enzyme activator activity; DNA (cytosine-5-)-methyltransferase activity, acting on CpG substrates
Source: RefSeq, a predicted model, not a curated record